UUCCACGUUAAGUCAAAUCAACUUUUCAUUUACGAUUUCUGCCGAAUAUUCAAUGCAAACUUGCUCCAAUUGAUUGACUGAUUAUGAAGAAAGACAUUUACAAGAAAUGCUGUCUCUGCCCUUCCAGAGAGGGGGCUCUGAAACCAACUGACACAGGAGGUUGGGCCCACGUAGUCUGUGCCCUGUACAUACAAGAAGUCAGUUUUGGAGAUAUGGCUGCUCUGGAGCCAAUCAUAGUAACAAAUGUCCCAAAAGAAAGAUUCAAGCAGACGUGUUCGAUAUGCACAGAGAGACAACAGAAUCAUUUAGCAGGCCAAGGUGCGUGCAUGUCAUGUGCCAAAGUGGGAUGUAAAUCUGCAUUUCACGUGACCUGUGCCCAGGAAAAAGGCUUCUAUUCGAGGAGUUUGUAAACAACAACAACAACAGUCUGUCUCCAGGAAAUGCCAACGGAGAAAAAAAUGAGAGUAACAGUAGCUCUAAUGUCGCGUACAGAGGAUAUUGCGCUGUUCAUAUUACG
Symsagittifera roscoffensis is the source of this 517-nucleotide messenger RNA. Its product is annotated as zinc finger protein zfp-1-like. The transcript is spliced from 4 exons. Bases 84 to 410 code for a protein of 108 amino acids. The record is from RefSeq and is a predicted model, not a curated record. Gene Ontology annotation, cellular component: nucleus. NCBI's taxonomy places the organism in Eukaryota, Metazoa, Xenacoelomorpha, Acoela, Convolutidae. Gene Ontology annotation, molecular function: nucleosome binding; histone binding. Gene Ontology annotation, biological process: regulation of transcription by RNA polymerase II.